GCCCCACCUCCCGGUUCCUGGCUUUCCUGAGUCGUGCGCGUCGGCGACGGUAGUGACGUGUAUUGCCCGGAGGAUGGCGGACGCCGGCUUGCGCCGCGUGGUUCCCAGCGACCUGUAUCCCCUCGUGCUCGGCUUUCUACGCGAUAACCAGCUGUCGGAGGUGGCCAAUAAGUUCGCCAAGGCAACAGGCGCUACCCAGCAGGAUGCCAAUGCCUCUUCUCUCUUGGACAUCUAUAGCUUCUGGCUCAACAGGUCCCCCAAGGCCCCAAAGCGGAAGUUACAAGCAAACGGACCUGUGGCUAAGAAGGCUAAGAAGACCUCCUCCAGUGAUAGCAGUGAAGACAGCAGUGAGGAAGAAAAUGCUCAAGGGCCUCCAGCUAAGAAAGCUGCUAUACCUGCCAAGCGGACCAAUCUGCCUCAGCAUGUUGGAAAGGGUGCAGUCAAACCAUCUGAGAGCAGCAGUAGUGAAGAAUCCAGUGAUGAGGAGGAAGAGGACAAAAGGAAAAAGCCUGUUCAGAAAGUAGUUAAGCCCCAAGCCAAGGUGGUCAAAGUUCCUCCUAAGAAUAAGGCAGCUGAGAGUUCUGAUUCUGAUUCUGACUCAAGUUCAGAGGAUGAGGCACCAAAGAACCAGAAGCCAAAGACAACACCUGUGACAGCUAAAGCUCAGGCAAAAGCCCCGCCCAAACCAGGUACUCCAGCUCGGGCAGCACCCAAAGUAGCCAAUGGCAAAGCAGCUAGCAGCAGCAGCAGCAGCAGCAGCAGCAGCAGCAGUAGUGAUGACUCAGAGGAGGAGAAGGCAGCAGCCACCGCUAAGAAGGCUGUACCUAAAAAGCAAGUUGUAGCCAAGGCCCCAGUGAAAGCAGCUGCUGUCCCUGCCCAAAAGAGUUCCAGCAGUGAGGACUCCUCCAGUGAGGAAGAAGAAGAAGAGCAGAAAAAACCUGUGAAGAAAAAGCCAGGACCCUAUAGUUCAGUACCCCCGCCUUCUGUUCCCCCACCCAAGAAGUCCCUUGGAACCCAGGCUCCCAAAAAAGCUGCAGAGAAGAACCAGCCUGUGGAGAGCAGUGAGGACAGCAGUGAUGAGUCUGAUUCAAGUUCUGAAGAAGAAACAAAACCCCCAGCUAAGGCAGGCACCACAAAAGCAACUGCUAAACCAGUUCCAGCAAAGAAGGCAGCAGAGAGCUCUUCGGACAGCUCAGACUCAGACAGUUCUGAGGAUGAAGCUCCUGCCAAGGCAGUCAUUACUACUAAGAGUCCUUCAAGUAAACCAGCUGCCACUUCUAAGCAGCUUGCAGCUAAACCUAAGCAGCUUGCAGCUAAACCAUCCAUAACUCCCAAGCAGACUGCAGGCAGUGGCCAGAAGCCUCUGACUAGAAAGGCUGAUAGCAGCUCCAGUGAGGAGGAGAGCAGUUCUAGUGAGGAGGAGGUGGAGACAAAGAAGACUGUGGCCACCCCUAAGACUACCCCUAAGGUGACAGCCAAAGCAGCUCCAUCUCUGCCUGCCAAACAGGCCCCUCAGGGUGGUGAGAAUAGCAGCUCUGAUUCAGAUAGCUCCAGCAGCGAAGAAGAGGAAGAAGAGAAGACAUCUAAAUCUCCAGCUAAAAAGAAGCCACAGAAGGCAGCAGGAACUAUAACUCCAUCCAAACCAGCCUCCACAAAGAAAGUAAAGGCUGAGAGUGACAGCAGUUCUUCCUCUGAUGACUCCAGUGAGGAGGAGGAGGAGGAGAAGCCCAAAGGCAAGGGCACCCCAAGACUACAAACCCCCAAGACCAAUGGUACUUCUGUGCUGACUGCUCAGAAUGGAAAAGCAGAUAGAGACAGUGAGGAAGAGGAGGAAGAAAAGAAAAAGGCAACGGUGGCAGUUUCCAAGCCAGGUUCAGGGAAGAAGCGGAAGCAGAAUGAGGCUACCAAGGAGGUGGAGACUCCUCACGCCAAGAAGAUAAAGCUUCAGACCCCCAACACAUUUCCAAAAAGGAAGAAAGGAGAAAAAAGGGCAUCAUCCCCAUUCCGAAGGAUCAGGGAGGAGGAAAUUGAGGUGGAUGCCCGAGUAGCAGAUAACUCCUUUGAUGCCAAGCGAGGUGCAGCCGGAGACUGGGGAGAGCGAGCCAAUCAGGUUCUGAAGUUCACCAAAGGCAAAUCCUUCCGGCAUGAGAAAACCAAGAAGAAGCGGGGUAGCUACCGGGGAGGCUCCAUCUCUGUCCAGGUCAAUUCCAUUAAGUUUGACAGCGAGUGACCUGGCACUCUGCCCUCGAAGCAGGGGUGAAUACCUGAGACCACUUACUUUCCCAGCUGUUAGGGGAGAGUGUUGGUGAGGACAGCAAUUUAGAAUAGGUCUGAGAACAUUGCAUCAUAACAUCUCUGGUCUUUUUCUGUGUUCUGUAGUUUUGUACAGAUUUGGUUUUGAGUGUUAAGUAACAAGGAUAAGGCAAGGGGAAUGUUGUGUUUUUUUUUAAGAAAAUUCAUUUUAGUUGUCACCCCCUCUCCCUAUUCAUUGGAAGUCCUCAUACUGAGAAAUUUGUAUAUUUUAUAUUAAAUCAUUUCCUGUUGAUUUUUGUUGUGAUUUUUUAGAAGUGGGUUCCCACAGAUAAAAUCUUAGCUGUUGCUCAAGACAUAGUAAAGGUCACCUGUAUGGAUUUGUCUAACUGGUGAAUUCUGCCUAUGUGAGUACACAGAUCCACACUUCAUUCCUCCUACCUCUCAGAGCCCUGGUGAGGGGGUGAAGAAUGGUUAAUACAUAUGUCUGUGAAGCAUGCACUCGUUCCUUGGCUCUAAGACUGAAGUUUUCAGCCAGCAUGGGUUUACCUACUUUUUUUGGUCACUGUUUUAUUGUAGGCAAAAUUCUGGUAUGGUGCGAAUGUCAUGGGUCUGUUUGAAUAGCUUAUUUUCUGUAAUUUUACCAUUGUAUGUCAGCAACACAUUUGGUUUUUUGUAAUUUGAAAGCAAACUUUUCUAUCGUUCAGAGAUUUUUUAAUGACUUGACACUUAGCUAGUGUUGAGUACUAAAUUGAGGACUACACUUUUUCCUUUUUUUUUUUUUGGUACAUUUUAGAGUACAAAGUUGUGUUAAUUUAAUCUGAAAAGCACAUAUCACUUGAUAUUUCUGUCUUGGUAGGAGUGGUGACACAAAACUGGUCUCAUUAACUCCUAAAUGGUUGUAAAUCAAUACUUAAGAAAAAAAGUUAAUGAAAAAAAAAACUAAAAACCUCAAUUUUUCAGUAGGAGUUAGGUUACAAUAGUCAGGUGAAUUGAGAGGUAACCUAUGUAUGUGCUAAUAGAGGUGGGAAGAGCCUUUACAAAGUAUAUUAUCAGUAAAACUUGAGAGGGAUUGGGAGAGCAUAUUAAGGGGAAUAUUGUGUUUUGUAGUUGGUAUAUGGGAGCAAUUGAUGUGCCCUCUUUAGAACCUUGACUGUCAGCGAUAGGGAGGGUAACAAACAAAUGAGCAGAGAUGGGACUCUUAGGCCAACCUGGCUGAUUGUAAAGCUGUAGGAGACAACAGUUGGCAGUACUUAGCCAAAGCAAAAUGUGGAGGAAAUAGUCCCCCAACUCUGGAAGCGGGGCUGUCCCUGUGGUGGGAAGGUGUGCUCUAUCUUCAUGGAUGAGGUAUCUGGUCUUAAGAUUAGCUUCCUUGGUAUGAAUUCCAUACUCUCUGAAUAACCUGAUAAUAACUGAGUUUUCCUUGUAACUGCCUCUGGGAAGAAAAUGUGCUAUUCAUGCUGACAUAGGUAUUUCAGUCUGCAUGGUAAAAAUUAAACAACUACAAAACAAUAAACUGCUGGUUUAUACUGUGUCUUGGGAUUUUUAUUGUGAGUCUGA
This is a messenger RNA of Talpa occidentalis (Iberian mole), 3810 nucleotides long. RefSeq names its product nucleolar and coiled-body phosphoprotein 1 (gene NOLC1). Gene Ontology annotation, molecular function: protein binding. Bases 74 to 2230 code for a protein of 718 amino acids. Lineage: Eukaryota; Metazoa; Chordata; Mammalia; Eulipotyphla; Talpidae. The transcript has 13 exons. Gene Ontology annotation, cellular component: nucleoplasm; nucleolus. The record is from RefSeq and is a predicted model, not a curated record.